Molecule: messenger RNA, 648 nt
Organism: Laccaria bicolor S238N-H82
Lineage: Eukaryota; Fungi; Basidiomycota; Agaricomycetes; Agaricales; Hydnangiaceae
Exons: 4
Coding region: 1-648 (215 amino acids)
Source: RefSeq, a predicted model, not a curated record
AUGAUGAUGAAAGGUAGUUGCUCACCAUUCGGAUUUGUAGGCCAGGUGGCAGUCUCAGGCUUGACCAUACUCAAGCCUGAGCUUUUUGCAAAGCUUCAGGCUGGCUCAGGUCCGGCCCAGGCUCAAGCCAUGGCUCAUGGGCUAAAGUCGAAAAACAUGGACAAACAAACAAUCCAACAACAAAUUCUCCACAAGUACGCCUCCGUCAAAUGCUGCACCCCCCUUAUCACUGCCAAAUUCUUUUCUCAUCGCGUUAGGACGAUCGGGAACGUCAAGGUUGAGGCAUGCCAUCCCGAAACAUUGCACGAGAAUGGCGUUAACUUUGCCAAUGCCGUUGCCAACGUUGCAUGGAACAAAAACAAGGUUGUUUCCUUCAGUUUUUCCUUCAUCAAGCCAUCAAGGCACGAGCUUUUGAGAGGAGUCCCACCAAUCUUCGAGGCCAUGGCUCAAGGCUUCAUGCAUCAUGAGCCUGAGCUUUGGGCCUUGCUGGGCCUUGUCAAUGGCCCAAGAAGGCCCGGCUUUGGGACGGCUUGCCCUGGCUGGCUUACGGCUUUGGGCCGGGCCCGGCACAUCACUAAUGAUCACAUGCCGUCAGAGUUCCAACAGACUUGUGAACAAUUUUUUGUUACUCUCAAAUCCCACCAUUGA